Molecule: messenger RNA, 1353 nt
Organism: Bicyclus anynana (squinting bush brown)
Lineage: Eukaryota; Metazoa; Arthropoda; Insecta; Lepidoptera; Nymphalidae
Product: glyceraldehyde-3-phosphate dehydrogenase 2
Exons: 2
Coding region: 165-1163 (332 amino acids)
Biological process (GO): glucose metabolic process
Molecular function (GO): NADP binding; oxidoreductase activity, acting on the aldehyde or oxo group of donors, NAD or NADP as acceptor; NAD binding
Source: RefSeq, a predicted model, not a curated record
UAUUCUUUGACAAAAUGUCUAUACUUUGCACUACCUGUCAGUUGUCUCUAUCUGUCUAUAUUCUCAAUUCUCAAGCUCGUUUGUCCUUCAGCUGACAUUUCAUUUCUCCAUCUUGUAGGCGAGAGACGUGUCAUUUCCAUUUGCUUUCAUCUUAUCCCGCUAACAUGUCGAAAAUCGGUAUCAAUGGUUUUGGCCGUAUUGGUCGCCUGGUACUCCGUGCUGCCCUUGAGAAGGGCGCCCAAGUCGUAGCCAUCAAUGACCCCUUUAUUGGCCUGGACUACAUGGUGUACCUCUUCAAGUAUGACUCCACACACGGCCGUUUCAAGGGCACUGUAGAAGCUGGCGAUGGUAACCUCAUUGUCAAUGGAAACAAAAUCGCAGUAUUCUCUGAAAGGGACCCCAAGGCUAUUCCAUGGGGCAAGGCUGGAGCUGAAUAUGUUGUAGAAUCAACCGGUGUCUUCACCACAAUUGAUAAGGCAUCUGCUCACUUGGAUGGUGGUGCCAAGAAAGUCAUCAUCUCAGCCCCCAGUGCUGACGCUCCCAUGUUUGUUGUCGGUGUCAACCUUGAAGCCUAUGACCCAUCCUACAAAGUCAUUUCCAAUGCUUCCUGCACAACCAACUGCUUGGCCCCACUUGCCAAAGUUAUCCACGACAACUUUGAAAUUAUUGAAGGUCUCAUGACAACCGUUCACGCUACAACUGCAACCCAGAAGACGGUAGAUGGACCUUCCGGUAAACUGUGGCGCGAUGGCCGUGGUGCCCAACAGAACAUCAUCCCCGCUUCCACUGGAGCAGCCAAAGCUGUAGGCAAGGUCAUCCCUGCUCUAAACGGUAAACUGACUGGAAUGGCAUUCCGUGUACCUGUUGCCAAUGUAUCAGUAGUUGAUCUCACAGUUCGUUUGGGCAAGCCUGCUACCUAUGAUGCUAUUAAGCAGAAAGUUAAGGAAGCUGCAAAUGGCCCUCUCAAGGGAAUUCUCGGAUACACUGAAGACCAAGUUGUAUCAACUGACUUCAUUGGUGACACUCACUCUUCCAUCUUUGAUGCUGCUGCUGGUAUCUCUCUCAAUGACAACUUUGUCAAACUCAUCAGCUGGUAUGACAACGAGUAUGGUUACUCUAGCCGUGUCAUUGACCUCAUCAAGUACAUCCAGAGCAAGGAUUAAAGUAGAACAAGAUUAUUGUACUGUCGAGAUUAACGACAUUAUUAUGUUUAAGUGUAGCUGUGUAUUAUUCUAAAUUAUAAUAUUAUGUUUAUAAAAACUACUUUGAUAGUAGUGUUAUGCUUGUGUAAUUUUAUUUAAUGUGUACAUGUGUAAAAGAUGCAUUGUUUAAUUAAAUUAAUUUAAAGUUGUA